CUUAAUGAACUAAUAAUAAUCUACUACAUACAAGGUAAUAAUUAUACCAAUUUACAAUGCGAGGAUCACAUCGUGGAUUUCUUCUUCUUGCAGCUUUUGUACUUCAUUUACAUUACGUGACAAGCCAGAUCUUUCCUUGCAACACAACGACUGAACUUCUUUAUCAAUGUAAUGACGAGAAAACUUGCGUCAAAAGAAAUACAUUCUGCAAUGGAACCUCAUUAUGCCCUGACAACAGCGACGAACAUUUUUUUAACGAAUCUAAGUCUAGCGAGUUGGGAAUGAAAUGCCAAUAUCUACGACAAGAAAGAAUCGAUAAACACUGCCAUCUACCGGAUAGAUAUUUAUGCGACCAUGAGAUGGAUUGCGUCGGAGGUCUAGAUGAAUGUGGCUGCCCUCACACAUUUCACUGCGAUAACGGAGAUUGUGCGAUAAAGGUGACAUUUUGCGAUGGGAGGACAGAUUGCGCUGAUGGGACAGAUGAAAGAAAAUAUAACAGGACAACGAAGAUCGGCUUCCAGUGUCCAGUAACAAGCACACACGAAACGAAUAAUUGCAUUCUACCUGACCGGUAUGUUUGCGAUGGCGAGUCGGAUUGCGAUCUCGGGAUUGACGAAUGCUUUUGUGACUUCAGCGCUGGAGGAGAGAAAGGAGUUUACUUGAAUGAAUCGUACUCGAACGAAAAAUGUUUCCGAUGUCUUGAUCGAUCUCUCAUUAUCCCUAUAACACAAGUUUGUGAUGGAAUCGUGCAUUGCCAGGAUCUGUCUGAUGAAUGUCUAUGCACAGAUAAAAAGAAUUACACUAUGUUGGAUAUCUGUGGAUCAGUAUGUGACGGUACUGAUUGCGAUUGCAAAGGUGAAAUUACAUGUUCGCAACAAAGCACGGUGACAACUUUUAUGCCAUCGAUCAGUGAUAAAGUCUGUCUGUCUUCUGAAGCAAUCUGUGACAGUGUAAUCGACUGUACAAACGGAAUAGACGAAAUGUAUUGCGCCGAUAACGAUCAACUUUUUGAAUGCUAUGACAAGAAGACGAAGAUUAAAAAAUCGUUGUUUUGCAAUGGAAUACCAAAUUGCGCCGAUGCUUCAGACGAAAUGCAUUGCAAGGAAUUGACUAAUUAUUUCUGCAGAUAUUACAGAAUAAAUUUUCCGUUUAUAUCAGACUGGGACAACGUGACACAAACAAGUCAUCAGUGGGUUGGCAUACCACCCGGCAGGGAACUUCCACCUGAUUAUCCAUUUUACACAACUCGAUGUGAUGGAGUACCGAUGUGUGGGGAGUUGGAUGACGAAUGCUAUGCAAAAGAAUGCGAAAGUAACAGGCCUGGAUAUUGUAAAUUUGUAUCCGGAUUUGGCGAAGCAUUUAGAUGUCCAGUCUCUGGAUCCCUAAUCGUAGGACGGGAGAUUUGCGAUGGAAAACCAUCAUGUAAUGAUACAACACCUGAAGUAUCAGAAGACGAAUUGUUUUGUCCAAACAGAUUUUACUGUGCAAACAAAGGCUCAACCAGACGACCCAUCCAUAUUCCUAUGAGUGGACAAUGCAAUGGCAUCCAGGAAUGCGAUGAUCAAAGCGAUGAAUUGAACUGCAGUGAUGUCUCGCAUUUUUACUGUAAAGAUAAGGGUUCGACAUUGUUCGUUAGACGUUCUGAGGUCUGUGACGGAACUCAAGACUGCGAUGAAGGUUCCGACGAAUGUCAGAAUUGCAAUCCGAGUCCUUUCUCGUCUGAUAAAAGUUUAAUCAGUUCAAGAAUCCUGAUUGUAUUCUUGUGGAUUAUUGGUUUGGUUGCUGUAAUCGGAAAUCUGCUGGUCAUUAUCCACCAAUUGAAGAACCUGAUUCGUCCCGAUGGAAACCAGAGCACGGUUGCAAAAAUCAACAGAACUCUGGUCUUGAAUCUUUCAUUGUCGGAUAUCCUUGUCGGGAUUUAUCUGGUAUCUCUUGGAAUACAAGAUGCAAAAAUAGGAGAAUAUUGUUUGUUUGAUCAGGAAUGGCGCAGUAGUAGCACUUGCUCUGCUCUAGGAACGAUUGCUCUCAUUGGAACGGAAACUUCGGUGUUUAUAUUGAUGAUCAUGACGGCUUAUAGAUUGUACCUAGUUGUAAAGCCUUUCAAAAAUCAGAACACAAUCUUUCUCCAAGUUGCCAUCGUUGUUGCUUGGUUUUUCUCAUUUCUCUUGGCUUUGCUUCCCUUUGCUGAUUCAAUGUCUGACUACUUUGUUUCAUGUGUUUGGUAUCGCAACAAUGAAUUCUUUGGACGCAUUUGUCAUCCAGAGUUGGUGUCGUUCACCAAGGAAUUGGCAAAACGUGGUGGAGAAUCAGAUCAAUUCACCGAUGCUGUAAGCGGUGGCUACACAUGGCGCAAUAUGAUCACAGCAGUCAAGGCACUCAACUCGACUUACGUACCAGAACGAUAUUUCGGAUACUACUCUGCACACAGUGUGUGUCUCCCUCGCUUGUUUCCAAACAGAGACGAAGACAGUUCGUGGGGAUAUUCGUUGUUUCUGAUCUUACUCAAUUUCUUUGCGUUCAUAUUCAUCCUCGUCAGCUAUAUUUUCAUCUACAGAAAAACGACCAGAAAGACAUCAGCAAACAAGGCUACAUCGGAGGAUCGUAUUAUUGCUCUGCAGAGAAAAGUUACACGAAUUGUUUUGACUGACUUCUGCUGCUGGAUGCCGAUUUGCAUCAUGGCUUUUCUCAAAGUGUCAGGAGUGCCUGUCUCAGAUCUUGCAUAUGCUGUUACCGCCAUAAUUCUGUUGCCUAUAAAUGCUGCAAUGAAUCCGUUCCUCUACUCAGACGUCUUAGACUGGGUUUGGGAAAAAAUGCUUCCUCUCCGUGUUUGGUUUAGAGGAACUGCAUGUGGACAAGGGAUUGAAAAGCAUUUGACCGAUAUGAGGCAAAGGAAUGGAACUAACACUGAUUCAGCUGAAACUCGGAACUCUCCACAGAAAACGAUCCCAAUUGCUAAUUUGGGUGUUACGGGAACAACUAACGCUCCAUCUACCGGUGGAAACCAGACAAGCAGUGGCCAACACAACACAGAACUCCCAUCGAAUGGACAUAAAAAAGAAGACACACAAAUCUAGUAGACGAGCGCUCCUCAUCCACAAAAGACUUGAACCACUCACAAAAGACUGGCUGUAUAUGGCUGUCGUUCAGCACAUUGCGAAACUGCAAUACUCAGAAGAUCUGUAUCAUUCCUCAGGAAAAUAUUAUUAAACACUUUAUAUUACAUGGAAUAUAGGCGACUUGUAUAAAUCUAUAGUGCGACGGAAAUGUCAUUAGAAAAGUUAAUAUAGAGUAAUAGAUAUAAUUGACAUAUCGCACACGAGUUCAAUAAUGCCUAUUGGGCCAAGGUUAAUAUUUCAGAGCAGGGGUGUGCAACCUUCAAUACAGUAUAGGACCAGAUACAAAUAACUGGGUGAAACCGCGGGCCGCACCUUUAUUUAACUCGUUUUGCGGGUCGCACAUCAUUCAAAAUUG
Messenger RNA from Styela clava, 3471 nucleotides. RefSeq lists its product as uncharacterized. Lineage: Eukaryota; Metazoa; Chordata; Ascidiacea; Stolidobranchia; Styelidae. Gene Ontology annotation, biological process: activation of adenylate cyclase activity; hormone-mediated signaling pathway; adenylate cyclase-activating G protein-coupled receptor signaling pathway. Gene Ontology annotation, molecular function: G protein-coupled peptide receptor activity; protein binding. Gene Ontology annotation, cellular component: plasma membrane. The record is from RefSeq and is a predicted model, not a curated record.